Theileria orientalis strain Shintoku is the source of this 1146-nucleotide messenger RNA. RefSeq lists its product as uncharacterized. Gene Ontology annotation, molecular function: flavin adenine dinucleotide binding; tRNA dihydrouridine synthase activity. Bases 1 to 1146 code for a protein of 381 amino acids. The transcript has 9 exons. Gene Ontology annotation, biological process: tRNA processing. The record is from RefSeq and is a predicted model, not a curated record. NCBI's taxonomy places the organism in Eukaryota, Apicomplexa, Aconoidasida, Piroplasmida, Theileriidae.
AUGAGUAAUACUGAAAUCGAGUAUUUUAAAGCCAAGAAUAGGGAAUCUUGGUCAUUUUGGGAGUCGCUCAACAGCCCUAAGUACGUGGUGGCUCCCAUGGUAGACCAAAGUGAACUUCCAUUCAGGCUUCUAUGCAGAAGAUACUCCGCACACCUGGCAUAUACACCAAUGCUGCACGCGAAAAUCUUCUCGGAAAACGAAAACUAUCGCAACGUACACUUUCACACAUCAAGUGACGACAAGCCACUAAUAGCCCAGUUCUGUGCAGGCAAUGACCCAAAGACGUUUGUUCUGGCGUCAUCAUUCAUUAAAGACGAUGUUUCGGCAAUAGAUAUUAACUUGGGAUGUCCGCAGGGGAUAGCCAGAAAGGGGAAGUAUGGCUCAUUUCUGCUGGAUUACCCGGAUCUGAUAAACGAGAUAGUAAGAAGGCUGACGGAAUCUGGAGUUAACGUGACCUGUAAAAUUAGAAAGGUUGAGAAGGACUCACUACAGUCGACACUUAAUUUGUGUUAUUCAUUGGAGGCGAGCGGCUGCAAAGCACUAACAGUGCACGGAAGACACAGAAGUGAGAAGAGCGUAAACAUAAGAGAGUGCGACUGGGAGUCAAUUAGGAUAAUAAAGUCAAGAGUCAACAUACCAGUUAUCGCAAACGGCGGGAUUGAAAACUUUGAAGACGUCCAAAGGUGUUUGGACUAUACGGGGUUUGUGAAGCAACAACAUAGGUUGGCAUUUAGGGCGGAUGCAGUAAUGUCAUCGGAGGCAAUACUGGAGAACCCGUACCUGUUCUCAGGAAGACAGUAUAACAACAUUGACGUCUUCGAGGAGUACCUGUCGAUACUGAAAGAGUCGCCAAGGCAAAAGCUGAGUUGCGUCAAGGGCCACGCGUUCAAGAUGCUGUAUCGAUACGCGCGUCGUCACCACGACAUAAGAGACGCAAUAUCGAACGCAACCAGCAUAAAAAAGUUCGAAAGCAUAGUAGAGGAUCUCAGAAGAGCAGUGUCGAAGACGUCGUCGUACGAGGAUACGUGGUACAGACGCUACAGAACAAGUUCAGCAGUGAAGCAGAGCUCAGUGAUUGCCUCUGAGCACAGAGCGGACGGAGAUUACAUAGAAAACUUUUUCGGCAGCUUUAUGAUAGACUAUUGA